This is a messenger RNA of Ipomoea nil (Japanese morning glory), 1113 nucleotides long. RefSeq lists its product as uncharacterized. The record is from RefSeq and is a predicted model, not a curated record. NCBI's taxonomy places the organism in Eukaryota, Viridiplantae, Streptophyta, Magnoliopsida, Solanales, Convolvulaceae. The coding region runs from base 1 to 1113 and encodes 370 amino acids. The transcript is spliced from 3 exons.
AUGGCGAUGGAGAACACCAUAAUGAUGAUCCGGACGCCAUGGAUGAAGAUGGAGAUGCAGUCAUGGAGGUCGAAGGUGAUCCAGGGGGAGAAACUGGAGAAGUGGACGGUGAUGUAUCCUUGGGUUUUUAUGAUUAGUAUCAUCUGGAAUUGUCAAGGCGCAGGAGGACGGGAUUUCCACCGCGUCUUAAAGCACCUCAUAAAAGUUCACAAACCGAACCUUGUCGGAUUGGUAGAGCCGAAGGUGUCAGGAUCACAUGCGAACACCAUAUGUGCGGGAAGGAUCCGAGGUACCUUGGCACCUCGCGAUAGUCUAUGGAAGCCCGGUGCAUCACAUAAGGAAACGCCUUUGGGAGGAGCUCCGAGCCAUCAAAAGAGGGAUGUCCGAUGCUUGGAUGGUAACGCCUUUGGGGAUUUUAACGCGGUGACCUGCCAGGCGGAAACGAUAAACUACACCGCAUAUUCGACGCAAAGAAGCACCGACUUUGUUAAUUGGAUUAGCAGCGAAGGCUUGAUCGAUUUGGGGUUUAGCGGACCUCGCCUCACUUGGUUCAGAGGAACUGAGGAGUCGUCAGCGAAAGAAGCUAGGCUCGAUAGGGCGCUUUGUACUGUGGAAUGGAGGCAGCGCUUUCCCGAUGCCUCAGUCCAACACCUGCCGAGAAUCUGCUCAGAUCACGCACCUCUCUUAAUCCGACUUGAUACAGGGAGCAGAAGGGGAUCAAGUGCACAUUUUAAGCUACAGGCGGCUUGGCUCGCUGAUGGUGGUUUCAGGGACGUGGUAAUUCAAGCCUGGAAUCCAGCUCGGAGCAUGCCCGAAAGUGUAAAAGCUGUCCAAACCGAGCUUACGGCGUGGAACAAGGAUGUGUUUGGUAGCAUAGCCGUACGGAAGAAAAUCUUGCUUGCCAGAAUUGGAGGAAUUCAGAGGCUCAUGGCAGAGUCUAUACACAGAGGCUUGUACAAGCUGGAAAAAAAGUUAAAAGCUGAUCUGGAAGACGUCCUCUAUCAGGAAGAGUUACUUUGGUUCCAACGAUCUCGGGAGGAGUGGAUUGUCUCGGGCGACCGAAACACCAAGUUCUACCAUGCAGCGACGAUGGUCCGGAGGGCCCGUAAUUAA